Saprolegnia diclina VS20 is the source of this 1464-nucleotide messenger RNA. RefSeq lists its product as hypothetical. The record is from RefSeq and is a predicted model, not a curated record. Bases 39 to 1358 code for a protein of 439 amino acids. The transcript has 3 exons. NCBI's taxonomy places the organism in Eukaryota, Oomycota, Saprolegniomycetes, Saprolegniales, Saprolegniaceae.
UUUGGAUUGGCCAAAGCUGUCGGAACCAACAAGAACGAAUGCGAGCGAUCCAACACCUUCGCCGCGCCAUCGCAAAGCACGCUCUCCGCGCAGUGGCACCUGCCGCUGUGGCGCGUGGUCACCAUCUUAUGCGCCGGUCGAUGACUGUCUCUCGGCACGCCCAUAUUGCUGCGUUCUCUUCGGCGGCCGCGCCAGCGCAGCAAUUCAAGAUCGAGCGGUCGGCCAGCCUCAAGGAGGUGCAGUUCAAGACGUCGGGCGCGACCAAGGUCGAGGUGCAUGUGCGGCCUUCGCUCAUGGAGCACAUUGAAGUGAGCGUGCAUGGCACCGCGUCGCCGGACGCCUUCCGUGUCGAGGAAGCGUCGGCCAGCUUGCUUCAGAUCGCCGAGGACGACUUGACGGCGCUCGCUGGCGCGCCCGUGCACGUGGACUUGGCCGUGCCAAUGAUGCUUGGCCUGCAGCUCUCGCUUGUUUCUGGCGACGUCCACUUCCACGACAAGAUUGAAGGCGAUGUCCGUGUCUCGACCGGCGCCGGCAACAUUGAUGUCCACAAGGUCCGUGGCAUGAAGCUCCACUUGUCGACGAACGACGGCACUAUCCGCGUGCACAACCUCUUGGAAGGCGACGCAAUCUCGCUCUCGGCCAAGCAGAUCGAGUGCAAGAAGAUCAUGGCCAAGUUUGCCGACGUCAAAAUCACCAAGUCGCCCGUCGCGCUCGACUCGUCGUUUGGCGCCAUGUACGUGGCGCAGGCCGUCGUCAACAGCGUAGCAACCGGUGCGCUACGCAUUGGCAACAUCCACGGCGCCCUCGAUAUCAAGAGCCAAGACGCGACGCUCAUCCAAGUGGCAAGCGUGAAUGGGUCGCUGGCGAUCGAAGACGUUGGCGACAACUGCGAUAUUGACGUGCACUACGACAGCCUCCAUCACGUCACCGACGGCGAGCAUGCGAGCAACCUCUCGUGCGGCGGCCAAAUCCAGCUCUCGAUUGAGCCCAGCAUGGAAGCGCAGCUCGAGUUGCACGCGGAAGAGAUCGCGACCGACGGCUGCAAAUUUGCCGCGUUUGAUCUCGACCAACUCGAAGACGACUAUGCGAUUGCCACCGGAACGCUCGCGGCGCAGGCGGCGCCAGCGUCCACGUCGGCGUCGUCCGGCAAGAUCAACCUCUCUGGCGCGAAAGACUCGGCGAUGACAACAUCCUUCUUCUCGUCGUCGUCUGAUGCGGACGACAACGAAGACGCAGGCGAAAGCCGUGGCCAUGAGAUCCCGACCAUCUUUGCGCACGCAUGCAGCGGCAAGAUUUCGGUGACGCAACUCAACUGGAUGGAGAAGAUCCGCCGAAAGCACCAAACGCGGUCGGUUUAAGUUCGUGCGCUCCGUCAGGCAGCUCGACGCCGCUGCUUCCUGGCACCUCGUAACCAAGAGUAAUCUAGCUUCAGUUGCACCGGACGCUCUGAUGGUUCGAAUUGCA